AUGACUAUAAAAAACGUUUGUUGCCUGGGAGCAGGUUACGUAGGGGGGCCUACUUGCAGUGUGAUUGCAUACAAAUGCCCAAAUAUUAAGGUGACUGUAGCAGAUUUAAGCAAGGAAAGAAUAGCACAAUGGAAUUCAGAAAAAUUACCAAUUUAUGAGCCUGGUCUUGAUAAAAUUGUGAAAGAAUGCAGAGGAAAAAACCUAUUUUUUUCCAGUGAUGUUCAAAGGGCAAUUUUGGAUGCAGAAUUAAUAUUUAUAUCAGUCAACACACCUACCAAAAAUAUAGGAAAUGGAAAGGGAAGAGCAGCAGACUUAAAAUAUGUAGAGGGAGCGGCGAGAUUGAUCGCCGAGGUGGCGAAAAGUGACAAAAUAGUCGUCGAAAAAAGCACAGUGCCAGUUAAAGCUGCGGACAGUAUUAUGAAAAUUUUACGGGCCAACCAAAAACAAGGCAUCUCCUAUCAAAUACUCUCGAAUCCUGAAUUUUUGGCGGAAGGUACCGCCAUUAAUGAUCUACUUAAUGCCGACAGAGUGUUGAUUGGUGGCGAGGAGACUCCAGAGGGACAAGCUGCAAUAGAGGCUCUAUGUGGGAUAUACGAAAAUUGGAUACCAAAGUCGAAGAUUUUGACUACCAAUACGUGGUCGUCGGAACUUUCAAAACUAGCCGCAAAUGCAAUGUUAGCUCAAAGAAUAUCCAGUAUAAAUUCCUUAUCAGCUGUGUGUGAGGCAACAGGUGCUGAUAUCUCUGAAGUAGCCAAAGCAAUUGGAUGUGAUACCAGAAUCGGUGCAAAAUUUUUACAAGCUUCAAUAGGUUUUGGUGGUAGUUGUUUCCAAAAAGACAUUCUAAACUUGGUUUACAUUUGCGAAUGCCUAAACUUGCCAGAGGUUGCCCAGUAUUGGCAGCAAGUAAUUGACAUGAACGACUUCCAAAAAACUCGGUUUACCUCGAAAGUUAUACAAUCUUUGUUCAAUACAGUAAGCGGUAAAAAAAUCUGCAUUCUUGGAUUUGCAUUUAAAAAAAACACAGGGGAUACCAGAGAAAGCCCUGCUAUUCAUGUAGCAAACACUCUAUUGGAUGAGGGAGCCUGUAUACAUAUCUAUGAUCCAAAAGUUGAAGAAUCUCAGAUUUUUGAGGAUUUAUCCCAUCGACAAAAUAUUUUUGUGUAUCAAGAUGCUUACAGUGCCACACAAGGGUGUCAUGCCAUUGUAAUUUGUACUGAAUGGGACGAAUUUAUGAUUUUGGACUUUAAUAAAAUUUACGAAGGAAUGAUGAAACCCUCAUAUAUUUUUGAUGGUAGAAAAAUUCUAGAUCAUGAAGCUUUAAUUCAAAUUGGUUUCCAAGUCCAGACAAUUGGACGAAAAUUGGAAAGAGAAUUUGUUCCAAGGUCCUGGAGCACAUUGGAAUAA
Molecule: messenger RNA, 1404 nt
Organism: Brassicogethes aeneus
Lineage: Eukaryota; Metazoa; Arthropoda; Insecta; Coleoptera; Nitidulidae
Source: the annotation of a GenBank genome assembly